UACAAAAUGUAAAUGUUAACUUUCUUUGGAGUACAAGUAGAUUUAUUCUUUGUAGGAAAAUAAUGCAAAUUGCAGAUCACAAUGAGGCCCAUAGGGACAAAUUGCACGUACUAGUAUAGGCUGAGCGUUACCGUAUGGAUUUGAUCAUUUUUCCUUGUGGUCCAUUGGCACUAAGAGGGAGAAGAAGAAAAAGAGAAAGAGAUGAAUAUUGGUCCUCAAGGGGAAUCAAGGGUGAGAAGUGACCAUCAAGGAGGAGAUGAAGUUGUGAAGAAGGUUGUUGAUGAUGAGGAUGCUGGUGCCCUCUUUGUCCUCAAAUCCAAAGGAUCAUGGUGGCACUGCGGGUACCACUUGACAACAUCGAUAGUGGCGCCGCCGUUGCUGAGUCUACCAUUUGCAUUUGCAAUGUUGGGAUGGGUGGCCGGAAUCGUCUGUCUGGUCGCCGGCGCCGUCGUCACCUUUUACUCCUACAACCUAACGUCACUUGUUCUCGAACACAAUGCUCAUCACGGCCGCCGCCUCCUCCGCUACCGUGACAUGGCCACCCUUAUCUUAGGAGCAAAAUGGGGCAAAUACUUUGUUGGCCCAAUUCAAUUGUUAGUGUGCUACGGUGCAGUCAUCGGCUCUAUUUUGCUCGGAGGACAGUGCCUUAAGACAAUUUAUAUGAUGUCAAAUCCAAAAGGGGGCAUGAAACUGUAUGAGUUUGUGAACAUUGUUGGGGUGGCAUCUUUGAUUUUGGGCCAAUUCCCAUCAUUUCACUCUCUAAGGCACAUCAACUUCCUCUCUUUGUUGCUCACCCUCUGCUACAGCGCAUGUGCCACAGUUGGCUCAAUCUCCAUUGGGCUAUCAUCAAAAGGGCCAAAGAGGGAUUACAGCCUUAGCAGCGAUAACGAAACACGUGUUUUUGGAGUGUUCAGUGCGGUGGGUAUCAUCGCCACAACGUUCGGGAACGGCAUCAUUCCCGAGAUUCAGGCAACAUUGGCUCCACCUGUGAAAGGGAAGAUGUUCAAAGGGCUUUGUAUUUGUUACUCAAUAGUGACAACAACAUUCUUCAGUGUGACACUUUCUGGCUACUGGGCAUUUGGGAACAAGUCCCAGGAAAUCAUCCUCAACAACUUCACACACAAUGGGAAAAAUUUAGUCCCCAAAGCCUUCAUCCUGAUCUCCAACUUGUUUGUCCUCGUGCAACUAUGUAGUGUGGCUGUGGUCUACUUGCAACCAACAAAUGAGAUGUUAGAAAGGGCGUUCGGGGAUCCUAAGAGCAAAGAAUUUUCGGCAAGGAAUUUGAUCCCGAGGGUAAUAACAAGAUCCUUGUCGGUCAUAGUUGCCACUGCAAUAGCAGCCACACUGCCGUUUUAUGGAGACAUGGCUGCUCUCAUUGGUGCAAUCGGAUUCAUGCCGCUGGAUUUUGUGUUGCCGGUUGUUUUCUUCAACCUGACAUUCAAACCUUCAAAGAAGAGUGUCAUUUUCUGGGUAAAUGUGGGAAUAGCAGUGGUCUUUUCCAUCUUGGGAGUCAUUGCAGCAGUUGCUGCAGUGAGACAGAUCAUUCUUGAUGCUAAAACCUAUACAUUUUUUAGCUAAUGUGUGAUUACUGUCAGGAUUUCUUCAUUAACUAGAAGCUUAACUGAUGUGCUAAGAAGGUUAUAAUGUGUGAAAUAAUAAUAGUUGUAAACAUCU
Molecule: messenger RNA, 1674 nt
Organism: Cuscuta campestris
Lineage: Eukaryota; Viridiplantae; Streptophyta; Magnoliopsida; Solanales; Convolvulaceae
Source: the annotation of a GenBank genome assembly